UAUCUUAACUAGUUUUGAUAAGGUAAUAAAGUAUUUUUUUCUUAAAGUUUUAAAAAAAAAAAAAAAAAAAAAAGCAAGCAGAAAGGGCUAUGCUAUUAUUGUCCUCAUAGUCCCCGGGGUGCCUUAAUGUGAAAUGAUGUACAUUUUGGAAAUUGAAAAACAAACUGGAAUAAAGAUUGAAAAGAAGAGGUCUUGUGUGAUUACGCAACAGUGUGACGUGAUUAAACGCUGCCCUUGUAUCCACAGGCGACCGGUAACCAUUUCUAAGGUGACUCUUUCAGGCGCCAUUGUGAUGAAUGUAGACUCACACCAGCUGCAUACGAGAGGCCACCUAGUCCCUUCUGGGUCUGGCUUGGGGGAUUGACAAAAAAAAAACAUAAUAUAUUCUUUCAAAUCUUCCUACAUGAAUCAUUUUUAGCUGAAAAUUUCCUCUCCGCUUGGCAGGAACCCAAGGCUGGAGAUAUUGAGGUAAGCCCUUUUGCUUGAGGAUUGCUUGCUAUAACUGAGCGAGGCUAAAUACAGAAAGCUUUGUGCUGUGCUGUUCUGUGCCAUGACUCUGUUUCCCUGCAACACCCACCGUGCACUUCUAAUCGAAAUUGCUGUGCGCAGCACAAACCUUCCAUUCAAGCGGAUCCCUGUUGCGUUUAAAGUGCUUCCUGGCUUGAAGUGUGCCUAUUUUCUGAUCCGCUUUAAUCAGGAGCCGUUGUCAUUUCCUGUCAUUUUGGCGUAUUGAGGUUUUUAUUCAUGGUCCGUUUUUGAAACCUGGGCUAAAUAAGAUUAGGCUUUGACCUUUAGAGAAUGACACUGCCAUCAUUUGGGCUAAUGUGAGAACUGCAUUACCUCACAGAGAACCUGUCUCCGUGACUCCAAAACGAUUUUUCCUUCUAUUUUUGUUUAUAUCAUAUCUCUCUCUAACUCGACCCUUUCUACUUAAAGGGAUACGAACAGUCUCCGUUCCUGCGUUCAGGGUUGGAUCUAAUUUGUUUCCGUCAGCACUUCUUCUUUUCUUUUUUUUUUUGUCGUCGCCCUUUUCUGCAUGCUCAGUUUACCCUCUCCUGCUGAGGAUCUGCCCUCUGAUUGGGUGACCGGAGGUGAGGCACGGAUAACAAACAGCUCUUGGGUUUCCCUUUAACCUAGAGUGAGAGUCUCAGUUCAGUGCACAUUAACUCCAGCCUGAGGAAUGAGGUCCUUACUGACAACCCAGAACCAGAACAGCUACCGUGAGCUGAUUAUGAAGGAGGCGUACACGCGGCUCAACUGGAAGAUGAAAUACGGCAAGGAUUAUCCCAUCAGAUUCGCCUCGCGCAAAUCCAAGAAUCCGACAGCUGCCCCUAAACUCACUCUGCCCCCUGUAGUCAAAGCUCCAGAGAAGAAGACGACGAUGAUGAAGAAGAAGGAGGAGGAAGCUUCAGUGCUACUCAGUGAAGCUCCUUUGAUGAGACCGGUCAGUCCUCAAUCCAGAGACACUCUUUAUAAUGGUUUAUCUAAAGAGGGCAAAGGACGCAGCCAGUACCUGAAGAGACGCACGCAGAAGAUGCCCGAAGAAAGGUUCGACUACCCGCUGUUGUCCUCGUGGGAGUACGGAUGGAGAUUAGGUGAUUAUGGACACGACUACAAAUCGCCAGUCAAUGGAAGAUCGGCCGUCGUCAGGAGCACUUUCUAUGCCAGGAAUGGUAUUUUUAAUAUCCCCUCUUCAACCGAUCACCUCGGGUGACCGACUUUCCCGGAAACGCCUGGAAUUAUCGCCACGGAAAUGAGCAUUAUCGACUGAAAUUUCCACACAAUUUCUAUCAGGCAUUUCUACUUCCUUAUGCAAAAUGUUAGCUGGAUUACAUUAGAAAAAAAAAAAUAAACGACACUAAACUUU
Molecule: messenger RNA, 1867 nt
Organism: Hemibagrus wyckioides
Lineage: Eukaryota; Metazoa; Chordata; Actinopteri; Siluriformes; Bagridae
Product: protein ATP6V1FNB
Exons: 2
Coding region: 1181-1714 (177 amino acids)
Source: RefSeq, a predicted model, not a curated record